This is a messenger RNA of Ailuropoda melanoleuca (giant panda), 5072 nucleotides long. RefSeq names its product semaphorin 5B (gene SEMA5B). Gene Ontology annotation, molecular function: semaphorin receptor binding; chemorepellent activity. The record is from RefSeq and is a predicted model, not a curated record. The transcript has 23 exons. Gene Ontology annotation, cellular component: plasma membrane. NCBI's taxonomy places the organism in Eukaryota, Metazoa, Chordata, Mammalia, Carnivora, Ursidae. Gene Ontology annotation, biological process: positive regulation of cell migration; neural crest cell migration; semaphorin-plexin signaling pathway. The coding region runs from base 774 to 4196 and encodes 1140 amino acids.
UAAGCAUCACACCACUGCUUCUGGUCCAGCCAAAGUUGGAGUAUUUCUGGAUGAGCAGUCUACUCCAUGAAGAUAAACCAUCCUAAACCAUCCUUAGGCGCCUUUGAAGAAACUCAGGAGACAGAGCCAGCCCUCGGUGGGGUGGCCGGGAGGACAGCCUGGGAGCUGGCGAUUGGUGUCGCCGGCUGGGGCUGGGGCUGCAAGCUGUUUCCAGCGCUUUUGUCUGAUGCUGGGAGCAAGGCUUAGCAGUGUGAGGGACAAUCGGAGCCACUCAGGCAGGCUGCUGCGUUGUGAUCUGCUUUCGCUGUGGCCAGACCAGGCUGCCGGAGCCCCCAGGCGGGACCGAGGUGUUUUCUUGCUAACCUGAGCACAGAAGCCCGGGUUGCUUUUACCAGCAAAUAUUUCUGAAAGCAGUGGCAGCAGCCUUGGUCCCCUGGACUGAGAAACACUAGCAGGGACUCAAGCCCUGGCCCUUCCUCAUCCCAAGGGAGCCCUCAGCCCCUCUCAGAGAGCCGGAGCUGGGCUUGCCUGUGACCCUGGGUCCGCCCCCGGGCUGGGGCUAGGGUCCUGAGUGCCAGCGCUGGGGGCGAGAAGCAGGAGCGUGGCUGCUCGCCCGGGCUCCCACAGACAGCCGGGCUGCCGGGCUCAUGGUGCCGCUUCCCCAGGAUCGCUCUCCUGCCUGUACCGUGUUUGGGUCUUGAGUGUCCACGGCUGAGCUGCUAGUGAUCUUCCCCAGCCUGCCUCCAGGAGCUAGGACUGCAGAGGAGCCCACCAUGGUGUUCCCGGGACCCCUGGCUGUCACCCUGUUGCCGCCCAGCCUCACACUGCUGGUGGUCCGUCUGUCCAGCUCCCAGGAUGUCGCCACUGAACCCAGCAGUGAGCAGCAGCUGUGCACCCUGAGGGAACACCCCACUGUGGCCUUUGCAGAUCUGAAGCCGUGGAUCUUCAACUUCACCUACCCUGGAGCCCGCGAUUUCUCCCAGCUUGCACUGGAUCCCUCCCGGAACCAGCUCAUCGCGGGAGCCAGGAACUACCUCUUCCGACUCAGCCUUGCCAAUGUUUCCCUCCUUCAGGCCACCGAGUGGGCCUCCAACGAGGACACGCGCCGCUCCUGCCAAAGCAAAGGGAAGACUGAGGAGGAGUGUCAGAACUACGUGCGAGUCCUGAUUGUCACUGGCCGGAAAGUGUUCAUGUGCGGGACCAAUGCCUUUGCCCCGGUGUGCUCCAGCAGACAGGUGGGGAACCUCAGCCGGACCAUAGAGAAGAUCAAUGGUGUGGCCCGCUGCCCCUACGACCCGCGCCACAACUCCACAGCUGUCAUCUCCUCUCAGGGGGAGCUCUAUGCGGCCACCGUCAUUGACUUCUCAGGGCGGGACCCCGCCAUCUACCGCAGCCUGGGCAGCGGGCCACCACUUCGCACCGCCCAGUAUAACUCCAAGUGGCUCAAUGAGCCAAACUUUGUGGCAGCCUACGAUAUCGGGCUGUUCGCGUACUUCUUCCUGCGGGAGAACGCGGUGGAGCACGACUGCGGGCGCACAGUAUACUCUCGGGUGGCCCGGGUAUGCAAGAACGACGUGGGGGGCCGCUUCCUGCUGGAGGACACGUGGACCACGUUCAUGAAGGCCCGGCUCAACUGCUCCCGCCCCGGCGAGGUGCCCUUCUACUACAAUGAGCUGCAGAGUGCCUUCCACCUGCCUGAGCAGGACCUCAUCUACGGGGUCUUCACCACCAAUGUAAACAGCAUCGCCGCUUCUGCUGUCUGCGCUUUCAACCUCAGUGCCAUCUCCCAGGCUUUUAAUGGCCCAUUUCGCUACCAGGAGAACCCCAGGGCUGCCUGGCUCCCCAUCGCUAACCCCAUCCCCAACUUCCAGUGUGGCACCCUGCCCGAGGUGGGCCCCAACGAGAACCUGACGGAGCGCAGCCUGCAGGACGCGCAGCGCCUGUUCCUGAUGAGCGAGGCUGUGCAGCCGGUGACACCCGAGCCCUGCGUCACCCAGGACAGCGUGCGCUUCUCGCACCUCGUGGUGGACCUGGUGCAGGCCAAGGACACGCUCUACCACGUGCUCUACAUCGGCACGGAGUCGGGCACCAUCCUGAAGGCACUGUCCACGGCGAGCCGCAGCCUCCGCGGCUGCUACCUGGAGGAGCUGCACGUCCUGCCCCCCGGGCGCCGCGAGCCCCUGCGCAGCUUGCGCAUCCUGCGCAGCGCCCGCGCGCUCUUCGUGGGGCUGAGCGACCGCGUGCUGCGGGUCCCGCUGGAGAGGUGCGCCGCCUACGGCAGCCAGGGGGCGUGCCUAGGGGCACGGGACCCAUACUGCGGCUGGGACGGGAAGCAGCAACGUUGCAGCACGCUUGAGGACAGCUCCAACAUGAGCCUCUGGACCCAGAACAUAACAGCGUGUCCUGUGCGAAAUGUGACUCGGGAUGGGGGCUUUGGCCAGUGGUCACCAUGGCAACCAUGUGAGCACUUAGAUGGGGACAAUUCGGGCUCUUGCCUUUGUCGGGCCCGAGCCUGUGACUCCCCCAGACCCCGCUGUGGGGGCCAAGACUGCCUGGGACCAGCCAUCCACAUUGCCAACUGUUCCAGGAAUGGGGCGUGGACCCCGUGGUCCUCGUGGGCCCUGUGCAGCACGUCCUGCGGGAUCGGAUUCCAGGUCCGCCAGCGAAGUUGCAGCAACCCUGCUCCCCGCCACGGGGGCCGCAUCUGCGUGGGCAAGAGCCGGGAGGAGCGGUUCUGUAACGAAAACACGCCUUGCCCGGUGCCCAUCUUCUGGGCGUCCUGGGGCUCCUGGAGCAAGUGCAGCAGCAACUGUGGGGGCGGCGUGCAAUCGCGGCGGCGGUCCUGUGAGAACGGCAACUCCUGCCCUGGCUGCGGCGUGGAGUUCAAGACGUGCAACCCGGAGGGCUGCCCGGAAGUGCGGCGCAACACGCCGUGGACGCCGUGGCUGCCCGUGAACGUGACUCAGGGUGGGGCGCGGCAGGAGCAGCGCUUCCGCUUCACGUGCCGCGCGCCCCUGCCCGACCCCCACGGCCUGCAGUUUGGCCGGAGGAGGACGGAGACGAGAACCUGCCCAGCGGACGGCUCGGGAGCCUGCGACACCGACGCCCUGGUGGAGGAUCUGCGCAGCGGGGGCACCUCCCCGCACUCAGUGAGCGGGGGCUGGGCCGCGUGGGGCCCGUGGUCGUCCUGCUCCCGGGACUGCGAGCUGGGCUUCCGCGUCCGCAAGAGAACGUGCACGAACCCGGAGCCCCGCAACGGAGGCCUGCCAUGCAUAGGCGACGCCGCCGAGUACCAGGACUGUAACCCCCAGGCUUGUCCAGUGCGGGGUGCCUGGUCCUGCUGGACCUCCUGGUCUCCGUGCUCAGCCUCCUGUGGUGGAGGCCACUAUCAACGCACACGUUCCUGCACCAGCCCCGCACCCUCUCCAGGCGAGGACAUCUGUCUUGGUCUGCACACAGAGGAGGCACUGUGUGCUACACAGGCUUGCCCAGAAGGCUGGUCACCAUGGUCUGAGUGGAGUGCAUGCACUGAGGACGGAGCCCAAAGCCGCAGCCGGCACUGUGAAGAGCUGGUCCCAGGGCCCAGCACCUGUGCUGGAAACAGCAGCCAGAGCCGCCCCUGCCCCUACAGCGAGAUUCCUGUGAUCCUGCCUGCCUCCAGCAUGGAGGAGGCCACCAGCUGUGGAGGGUUCAGUCUCAUCCACCUGGUAGCCACAGGUGUCUCCUGCUUCCUGGGCUCUGGCCUGCUGACCUUGGCAGUGUACCUGUCCUGCCAGCACUGCCAACGCCAGUCCCAGGAAUCCACACUCGUCCAUCCUGCCACCCCCAACCACCUGCACUACAAGGGUGGGGGCACCCCCAAGAAUGAGAAGUACACACCCAUGGAGUUCAAGACCCUGAACAAGAAUAACCUGAUCCCCGAUGACAGAGCCAAUUUCUACCCAUUGCAGCAGACCAAUGUGUACACAACCACCUACUAUCCCAGCCCACUGAACAAACACAGCUUCCGGCCUGAGGCCUCACCUGGACAACGGCCAAGAACUUGCUGCCUUGCCUGUGAGGGUCCCAUCCGACUUCAAAGAGCUCUGGCUGGCGGUGACCAUGGGGGAGAGGGCUGGCUUCCGGCUGGCACAUGGCUGCAGUUCUGGCUUAGCCCAGGUCUCUCAUGGCCUCCUUGCGACCCACUACCAUGCUGAUCUCCCCUGCUGUGUCUGGGCUGUGGACCUCCUGGGCAUGCGAGGAACUGGAGAGCAGAGAUGGCAGGACAGCAGGCUCUUAGGCUUGGGCUGGAAAUGAUGCUCAUGUGGCCCUCACGGGCUGAGGCUGUCCCUCUCUGGCUGGCCCCAGAAGCUCUGGAUUUUCCGCCCAGGGCUGGGCCACUGUGGUGCUGCCCCAGUGUGAUCUGGGGACCAAGGCUGGCCCAGGUUGUUCACCCUUGUCUAGCAGUCUGUACUUUGCCCAGGGACAUCCCUCUGGUCAGAGGCAGUGAGGGCUGCGGACUGAAGAUCAAUCUUUGCUAAGAAGCCCUUUAAUCUGGGCUGGCACGGGCCUCAGCUUUGCCCUCAGAAUGCAGGAAAGGUGGCCCAAGAGAAAGGGAGGCAGGAGUCCAGCCUCUAUGCCACCAUGGAGACCAUCUUCCAGUUGCUGCUCGGUAGAGCUGUUGGCUGAGACGUGCUUGGGAGUCUCUGCUGGCCCUUCAUCUGUUCAGGAACACACACACACACACACACGCAUACCCACACACACUCAACAUGCUACAGCAACAAAAAGGAUGUUGGGCUGUGGCAUUAUUAAAGAUGAUAUCCUGUGUCCAAAUGUAAUUCUGUCUUCGUGCGUAUGUGUGUGGGCUCCUCUUGGCGUGGGCUAGUCAGUCAGAGCACCGGGAUGAUAGAUGGUCUUCUCAGGGUGGAGGAAAUGACCCACAUAGAAUUUGACUUUCAUAGAGGGUAUCUUUCUACUUGUGAGAAUAGAUACAUACACACGUGUUGCUCUAAACCCUUUUUGGAAAAGAGAUUAGGGACAAAUUGGUAAGUAGGGACACAAGGUACGCCAGAGACAACACAGCUGGAGAU